CAUUGAUCCAUUGUAUGUUGACAUGGUUGCUAGUUGACUUCUGUCUGGCAGCGAUCACCCCUCACCCGCGUCAUCAUCAUCGUCGUCAUCAUGGAAAUCAUACCACGGCAUCAGGGACAGAGGUGGUGACUGGAACUGUUUUAGCGUCGUCGAUGAUAUCGGGUACUGAUAAAGAUGUGGAUGUCGUCGAGUACGGUAUUGGAGGAACGAGUCCGUCUUCGACUUCGACGUCAACGGAAUCCCGUGGAUCUACACACACGGGAUCUACGAUAGGCACUGAGGACAUGAUGGCGGAUGAUUGGAGGUUACACACGACAGAGAAUGGUGAGGUUGUCUUGGUUACUGACGAACAUCAAGCAAAUGUAAUCUUGAAUCCAGCUAGUCGUAUUCAGCUCGGCACAGUCACAUUCACUUCAACAGGAGCAAUUAAAGGAGAAAAGGGAGAAACAGGUCGUCAAGGAUACGAAGGUAGGAGAGGAGCUAGAGGAAUACCAGGACCUCCAGGAAUAAAAGGGGAGCCAGGCGAUCAGAUCACGUUCAACGGACCUCUGCAUGUCAACUUUGCUACUACCUCGGAUACAUGUGUGCAGUCGGACACGGGUCGGGUCCGGAUAGACGAAAUAGGCGAGUCGCUGGAGAUCUGCACCGGUCGGGGUUGGAGGAAUCUAGGCAUAGGAAACAAACCUAGAUUACUACGCCGGAGCUGCAUGGAACUUCUUCUCAUUGAUGGCAUCGUUGAAGAUGGGAUCUACUGGAUCAAUCCCUCAUACGGGAAGGAUACCCAGCAUGCCGUGCGUGUCUACUGCGACAUGUCGACCGCCGGUGGUGGCUGGUCUCUGGUGGCGAAGGUCACGGACAGUUUCCGGUGGAUCUGUCCCGAGCUGGACGGAGCAGACUGCGAGAGCUCUUCGGUUGAUCCGGGAAGAGCUAACCUCUUUCACCGGGUUCAUGAGAGGGAUUUGGUUGAUCUAACCGCUGGGACCGGUUCAGAUACUGGUGUGCAUGUCGACAACUCGGUUUCCCGGUAUAUAUUCAAAACAGGACGGAAGCAGAUCCGGUUCUCCUUCGUAAGCGACGCGUCGGUCGGGAACGGUUGGAACUUUUCCGAGGAUGGAUACGCCUCGUUCCGGCAAGACGUCGAGCAUGUAAUAUUCAAAGAUGGCACGUGGGGCCUGUAUAGCAGAGAGAAUCUGAGCUACUCGUGGAAUAUCAUUACCCAUCAGAGGACUCAGUUUUCUUUCACCGGUGAUGUCAUAUGUUGGGGCAAUAGGGUCGUUACGCCUUACAGAUACCAUGAAGGUGGUCUUCACAUGGGCAUCCCAUCGUCAAGCCUCCCAUGUCAACUGGAUAUUGACCCGGAAGCAGUCAUGCUCAAGAGCAUUUACGCAGCUAUGGGUGAAAAUGGUAACUCGCAGUGGGUGGAUCGGCAGCGCAGUUACCUUGGCGACGGGUCGAUGGCCGCCGCCAAUGAGAGAGUUGCGAUCUGGGUUAGAUAGUAACGUGUGCAAAAAGGAGAAACUGUCGGAUGCGAGCAAGGGAAGAUGUUCACUGACUUUUGUUAUAGGCUACUGAAAUCCUUGCAUCUGAUUGGCUCAAAUCGAAACGCUACUGAUCACCAAUGCAAAGUUUGGAGAAUCAAGCGGUUUGAAAGGAAGUCAUUUUAACCGAG
This is a messenger RNA of Lytechinus variegatus (green sea urchin), 1669 nucleotides long. RefSeq lists its product as uncharacterized. The transcript is spliced from 8 exons. The record is from RefSeq and is a predicted model, not a curated record. Lineage: Eukaryota; Metazoa; Echinodermata; Echinoidea; Temnopleuroida; Toxopneustidae. The coding region runs from base 15 to 1496 and encodes 493 amino acids. Gene Ontology annotation, molecular function: oligosaccharide binding.